This is a messenger RNA of Amblyraja radiata (thorny skate), 8242 nucleotides long. Its product is annotated as mucin-12. Gene Ontology annotation, molecular function: structural constituent of eye lens. Lineage: Eukaryota; Metazoa; Chordata; Chondrichthyes; Rajiformes; Rajidae. The record is from RefSeq and is a predicted model, not a curated record. Bases 147 to 8102 code for a protein of 2651 amino acids. The transcript has 20 exons. Gene Ontology annotation, biological process: lens development in camera-type eye; visual perception.
CAUGAAUAACGAUGAGUAACAAGGUAUGUUCCACUGGGUUUUGUAUAACACACAGCAGUCGGGUGCAGAGCCGCCAGCCCAGCCAAAGCCCCCAGGCUCCCGACAAAGCCCCGGUAAACUGCAGGUGAACGACACGGCGUGAAGACAUGUUUCAAAAUAUCCGUUUACCAAGCUCGGGAAAGGCAGAAGAGGGCAAAAGGAACCAAGUUCUGGAUUAUUUGGGAGGUAUUUUUGGUUCUGGCAGGAAAAAGGCUGUCAAGCAAUCACCCGCAGAGCCUUCAAGUUGUGUCGAGGAAUCCCCAGCAGGAUCUAAGGACGUGAGCUCUUCUGCACGGAACUCGGCGAGCGAGCUCUUGAGCAGUGCGUCGGGCGCGUUGGUCGGUAAGGAGGAUACCUCAUUAACUCCUGUCUGCGUUGUUGCAAGCGUGCCAUCUGAUGACAGAAGUGCGAAGGAGCACGAGGCCAUCGAGUUCAUCGACGUGUCUGGUGAUGAGAACACAUCCUGCGACUCCCGACCACUAAAAGACGGCGUGUUUGUGGGGUGCGACCGGCUAAGAGAAGGUCAGUAUGACUGCGAGAGCCAAGACCAGUGCGUGGACAUCCCACCCAUAAAGGAAUGGGUCUUGCCCGUGUCUGAGACCGUGAGGGUCGAGCAUAUAGCCAGGCCCGCCGUGCUCGACGUCAACCAUCCGAAAACCAAGGCCAACACCAAAUUGUCCGAAGCAUCCGUCUCCCUGCCCGUUAACCGUAUCGGCGUGGAGCUGAAGCCUCAGGGCAAACCGCGGGAAAGCGAUCAAACCGAACAGUCGAACCAGUCCAUGUUCCGUGCCUUUAGGAGGGAAAUCCGAAUUCACAGCGCACCCGAAAAAGCAUCUCUCACAUCACCGGACUUGGUGAAGCAACAAAGUCCAUCGAAGAAAGUCCAUCUUUCAUCAGAUACUACCAGGAAUAAUGCGCUAGGGACCGGAAUUGCUGGCGACACACACGUCACUGAAGGUACAACAAACCUACUCAAAGUUAACCCGCACCCGGCGGGCAACGCAUCACGACAAAAGCUGAAUGGUUUAGUGGAACAGGACUCCAACGCCGUCACUGGUCCUCGCCCCGAUUUGGGAAACCCGAAGAGCACUGCGGAAAGGUCGGAUUUGUUUUUGGGUUUGAGGUUUAAUUCGAAUUCCUCGGCGGUGGUGUCUCACGAAAUGGAGAAAAGGUCGCCCACGGACAGCAAACGGGGCGGCAGAAAGGGGAGGAGGCGGCGGUCUCUGAUAUCGGACCAAUGCGGGCAGAACGCGGAGACUCACGACAAUGAGGAAGAGCUGAAAGAAAAUGAUUCUGGAGCGGGCGAGGCGAGCGUCCCGGAGCGUUCCCCGGAAGCCCUGUCUCCAAAGCCGGUCACCUCUCCACUGACCCAGCACAAAAUAUUUCCAAAAUCGGUUCUGUCCGUCGAGAAAUCCACGCCGGGCGUCUCAAAACCGUUUGUGUCGCGGAAGAAGUCUUCGCAAAGAGCGUCUCUCGGCGCAACCCUAGACAGUGAAAUCGAUUCCGCAUUUAAAGAUUUUUCAGAAAAGGCGCUACGAGCCGAGCCCCGGUAUGGCAGCUGGGAGAAUUUAACGUCUGCCCAGAGGACUGGUCAAGGAGUUGAGAGAAUUAGCCAGAGUGUACAGGGAGCUGCGGGUGAUUCUGCAAACAAUGAGGCUUUCAGUCCCUCCGUACCAAGUGCGAGCGCUGACAGGCCGGGGGGGAGUGCAGCCACUUUGGGUUGUGGAAGUCCGAGCAGUGAUGUCGAAGCAGUUAGCCUCGUGUCUAAUCAGCGCGACGUGGUCACACGGGAAUCUGGUGCCGAUUCUCAACGGGCGAAGACUCGGAACGUAAACAGCCCCAAAGGAAAAAGUGGCGGCAAGAAUGUGAUCACUUCAGAAAUACGCUCCACUGUGACGACAAGAAUAAGACUGCCAUCCAUUGAAAAGAAAGGAGAAUCCGAGACCGACCGUUCGAACGAGACUGAAAUCACUACCGAGGAGGAAGAGACCAUUCGAGUGAUGCUGCCUAAAAAGAAGAGUGCAACCAGUCACCACCAAGUCGACUUCUUCACCACCAAGGACCUGCCUUUGGGCUCAAACUUGAAUCAGACGUGUGUUGGAAGUCUAAAGAUUCAAAUACAAAACAAACCGACCAGCCAUGCAGACGGUAAUAUAACCGUGACUGGUAAGAGGCAGCCAGACGCUGCCCAGGAUGUCGCGGCAGCUCCUGGUGCGAUCGCAGACUCUGGACAUAAGACGGACGAGGGGUCCAAAGUGAAAGCUGACCGCACGAAGCACGUUCCCACCGAAGAGCACGGAGACGCGGGCGCAAAGACCGCCAGUGCCCCAGUCGAACGCCUGUCUUUGGAAACCCUCGCUGGUAUGGACGCUGGCAAAUCGGACGGGGUUGGCUCGACCGAGACGGCAUCUUCGGCAUUGUGCGAUCGCGGUGAGGAGAUAACCCCGUCAUCUCCCGUGGACGCGCAACCUCCUGACGUGACUUUACCCGGAGUUGAGCCGGGUGUCGCCUCGAGAAGUAUCUACCGUGUCGAUGGGACCGCGCCUACUCUUGUCCCAGCUGUGCCCGUGACUGGAGCUGAAAUACAAAGUGAAGACAAGGUCACAUUGCUCACAGCAGUACUGGUAUCUGUAGACCAAGCAGACUCUGCAAAGAGUGUCAGUAAAACCACUGCAGUUGAAGAGGAUUCUGAGCUUGAUCAGCGGAAUACAGCCAAAGGAGGAAUUCAAGUUGGUGCAAUUAAAGACACGGUGUUACCUCAGAAAGGGAAAAUGUCCGCAAAUGUAUCGUCCGAUAAAGAGGAGGAUGCAAACCAUCUUCCCCAAAGAGGGAGGUCAAGUGAUGUGAUGGCCAAGGGUGGAACAUCUGAACAGCAAAGUCCACCAAUGGAGGAUGUCUCCGAAGCCGUGUCUAAGACUGAGGAGAAAAGCCCCACGGGGAUUGAUGACAAGCGGACCAUUGUUGCAGCAGUAAGUACAGUAGGCGAGCUUGGUCAGGGGACUUCACUAGAGUUGCCAACUAGUGCUUGCCAAGCACAGAGCUCACCUCCCCAGCCCCAACAAAUGAUUGAGAGUGCUCGACCUGAAAUAAAAGCAGACGCGGAUGCCGAUCGUGUCAACGGGCAGUUGAAAGACAGAGAGACUUCACCCGCUGAAGGUGCCUCGACCGCACAUGUUGGUCCACCCCGCACGCAAGCAGGAAAAUUGGAGGUGACCGAUGGAUCGAUAUCACGCCUUGAAGUGUCUCCGUCUGAGAAAGAGGCUGCAAAGCGUUUGAGUGACCAAAUGUCGGGUGGACCGACAGGUGAUGCUGCCCGACCUGUGCAAGCGGAGCCGAUGAAGACGGAACGCAAGGAGAGAGAAACCAGCCUUGUCUCGCCUUUGUGUGCACGCGCACCUGAGAUUGAUGCUGAUGUCUGUGGGAAUGUGAUUCGUGACACUGAGUCAGGAUCUAAUGAGGCAGCUCCGGGACCUGCCCUGCCUGUAGAGCAAGGCGUGUCCGCCCUCCGAAACGACACCUCUGGAAGCGAGGAGAAGCCGCCACUCCCAAAUCUGCAGCCGUCUACGACUGCAGAGACCGUGAUUGGAAAUGAAGUGCCUGCAGAAGGCACGGAUGAGCACAUUGAUAGCGUUGAGACAACGAAGGUUCCCCCUGGACCUGCACAGACUUGUGAAGAACGCACAGCUGCAGAUGCGUCUGAAAUGGGACAGCACGCCACUGGAGACAGCGUUGUGGAGCAUCAGGACUCCUUGGUCACUCCAGCGACCGAUGGCCCUGCAUCCGUGCUGCCAAAUUCACCGGAGGCGCAGCCUGGAAAGGCGGUGACGCAGGAGAGACCUCCUCAGUCGGAAGAAAGGUCUGAAGGGCAGAGUGAGGCGCGGGCAAACUGCUUAGAUGAGCAAAAAUCCGACGCGGGUGCGCCAACAAGGGACACCGUUCGAGCCGCACCGAUGAACUCUGAGGAAGCAAAUGGCUCUCCGCCCGUGUGUGAGCAAGCCACUAGAGGGGAGACUGAUACCCCAGCAAAUGUUGUUCGUGGCGCUGAGUCGGGUUCCAGCGGGGUAAUAUUAGAGGUGCCGCUGUCUACGCAGCAGGUCACGCCCACACCGCAAAAUAACGAGUCUGACUUUAAAGAAACGACAACAUUUCAAAAUGCGCAGGGUCUCGAGACUUUUGCAGCUGAAAUGAGUAAGAAAGUAACGGUGGAACAAACUGGCGACUGCGAAGUGAAGAAUGCAACUGGGGAGCAGAGGCCAACGCUCACGAGCACGGCGCCGCAAGAGGGCACAGAGUCGAACGGUGUUGCCGCGCAGCGGAAAAGCUCGGCAGGAGCCACCGCUGAAGGUGCCUUGCCUGGAGAGUUGGAUUCUUCACUGACAAGCCAAGGGGAGAAUGAAGUGUGGACCACAUCUCCUCUGAGCGUAGGAGUGUCAAAUGUGUCCACCAGUGCUGAUCUGGACUCACAAGGGGCAGUCACACUCCCACUUGCAGACAGUGAGGCUGUUUGUUUACAGGCAUCUACUGCAGUAGACCCUGGAGUUGGGAAAGAUGUCCCUGCAGAUGGCUGCGUUGCUACGGAAUUCGGCUCCACUGAGACCCCAGGAUCUCCUGUCCAUUCACCGAAGACGAGCUUAUCUGGACUGGAAAGCGGAGGUUUGGAUACAAAUAAGACUGCCUCUUCGCAGAGCGCGCGACUAUCUGAAGCUGCCGAACUGGCCCUGAACGAGGGUUCUUCCAAGGGGGCUUCCUUGGAGCAACGUGGUGGUGGUGGCGGUGGUUCAGAGGAGACAACGACCGAGCUUGCCUCGCCCCUCUUGUCCAGCACACCUAAAGCCCAACAUCGGGAGACUGAACAGGAGAGUGCGAUGCCAACUUUGAGCUUGGGGGCAUCGUCGGGGGACUCACCCACCAAAGGUUCCGCAGUUGAACAAAGGACAGAGACAGGGGCACAGACAAGCGAAGACUGUUUAUCGGCGCAAAAAGCGUUGGAAUCGCGACCAGGUAAAGUCAUAGUAAAUGACUCUUUUGUCGACGAUGCGUGUACGAAUAAAUUAAUUGCUGGCCUGGAUUCAACGGCGGAUCUCUUCGCGGGGGCUCUGGAGCCGACGCACUCCAGCUUCCAGCCAGGAAGUGAAAUGACCGCUUCGUUCAACGGGGGCCGCAGCUUGGACGGUUCCUCCGACAUGGACAGCUUUACGGAGACGAUACGCCGCUACGGCAGCCCCAUUCCCCUGCCGGAGAAGAGGCAGCGCCUUCCCAAAGUGCCGCUGACGCCGCCGUUUGCCAUGCCGCCAAUACAGGAGAAUCAGAUGUCGCCGAAAAAGUUUGACCCGAGCACGUUCACCUUCGGCUUGAAGAAAAGCGGUACCCGAUCGGGGGACGGGCCGACCGCGCUCCUGAAAAUGCAGCAAAAUGAAACCAAGUCCAAAGUAGUCAAGCGGAUAUCGGCCGAGAAUAGUCUGCUGUUCACCUCGCUCAACAGCAGGAAGCCCCUCUUCCGAAAGCACGAUCCCACCCACGACGACCUUGCCCCCGCAUCCGACAGCAAGCGAUCGCGUUUGGAGACGGGAAAGGCCCUUGACCAACCGUCCGAGCCGCCGGAGGAACCUGCGGGGAAAUCCGACGAUCCCCCGCCGUCAACGCUGGAAAACGACAUCGCUGACGGAUCCGCACUCGACUUGUCAAAUCCAACCUCUGCACAGGCCCAGUUUCCGGAGAGCGCGGAACAUUUUUCGCGAUCCAAUGCCGCCAACGAUGAAACGGAUCUUGUGUCGGAGAAACACUCGGAAAAUGGGCUAACCAUCCCGAAUCUGAAACCGAACCUCUUGGAGAUUGAUACGAGUUUUGGGGCUAUCGUGGACACUAAUGCGUUGGCCAAUGGUCCUUCGAUCCAGGGACUGGAUUCUCUGCACAGCGACCAGAGUCUCCCUAGCUUCUUCAAUACUGACCUCUUCUCUCCUGGGUCUUUGUUGCCUGAACUUCCUGAAGUUGGGAUACCAGAAAAUGAACCUUUAAGAUUAAAUUCCAGACCUGGAAAGAUUGUCAUUUAUAGUCAGCCCGGACUUAAUGGAGACUCUUUUGAAUUCUUUCAUGACGUUCAGGAUGCUACAUCUUUGAAUCUGCCCUCUGAAAUUACCAUUCGAAUAGUAAGAGGCUGUUGGCUGCUUUAUGAAAAACCAAACUAUGAAGGGAGCAAGGUUGUGUUGGAGGAAGGCAUCAUGGAGAUGGCAGAUAUUUGGGGAAAGAAUGUGAAUGAAGACAAUACUGACGCUAUAUCUCCACCCACCUUCAAUUCAUCGGUUGGAUCAAUACAAAGAAUAGUUAAGGGAUGGUGUUUGCCUGAAAUAGAUUUAUGUACAGAGUUAGAUGGUUUGGGAAGAAAAACAACAUAUUAUGAUGAAAUGGAAGAAAUACAGACAUACGGGGUUCUGGACCCAACAUUAUCUCUUGAAGUAUUUUCGGGGAGUUGGCUGCUCUUUGAGGAACCCUUCCAUCAAGGGAACUCGUACUUUGUGGACGUCGGUCAGUAUCCCUGCCCGGAUUCUUGGGGAGCACUGGACCCGUACAUCGGCUCGCUAAAACCAUUAAAAAUGGGUGCAAUGAAAGUAGAAAUCCUUCAUGAACAUAAGGUUAUUAUAUACGAGAAGCCUUUAUUCAAAGGUGAACAGCUGGAAAUUCAAACGGACGUGUUCAGUUUCACGGGAGAAGAUGAAACAUCUGCUUUGUGUCGCAAUUUCCCAUUCUCAAAUGUUGGAUCAAUGAAAGUUUUCGGAGGAUUCUGGGUUGGUUAUGAGAAACCGGAUUUCCGAGGGCAUCAGUACGCACUUGAAGAAGGAGAGUAUCGGGCGUGGGAUGAAUGGGGAGGAUACAAUGGACAGCUUCAGUCUCUGCGUUUCAUCCAAGUUGAUUUGUCAAAUCCAGUGAUGAUAAUGUACAACGAACCAAACUUUUAUGAAAAAGCUGGAAACAUUGAGGUACUGGGACCGGUUCCAAUAAUGGAAGAGACUGUCCAUGGAUCGAGGACAAUGUCUAUAAAUGUUGUCAGUGGAACCUGGGUUGCGUACGAGAAUACAGAUUUCACGGGAGAGCAGUACAUUCUGGAGAAGGGGCAGUACAGCACCUUUGAAGACUGGGGUGCAGCGAAUUGGACCAUCGCUUCGAUUCAACCUGUUCUAGUGGAUACAAUGGAUCAUGAACAGUCUAAAAUCAAGGUGAACUUGUUUUCUGAGCCAGAACUUCAAGGCAGUGUACAAAUUGUCAACAUGGACACAGUCCAUUUUCCCGAUGGAUUUUCACCCAAGUCCUUUGAAGUUCUCGCUGGCAGUUGGGUGGCUUACGGUGCAGAGAAUUUCACUGGUAACCAAUACAUACUUGAGGAAGGAACGUGGCCUGACUUGACAGCCAUCGGAUGUACAGCUGAUGCGUGUAUCAAAUCCGUUAGGGCAGUAAACCUUUGUUUCUCCACGCCAGGUAUAACACUCUUUGCGCGAGAGAAUUUUGAAGGAAAGAGAAUUGAGGUGGUUUCCGAACUACUGAACCUGAAGCUGGAAGGAUAUGAUACUCGUGUUCUGUCAGUCAAAGUUAAUGGUGGAACAUGGGUGGCGUAUGAGUGCAGUAACUACAGAGGCCGACAGUUUUUACUACAGCCCAGUCAGAUACCCAACUGGCAUCAACAAACUGGAUGGCACAGAAUUGGGUCUUUGCGUCCCCUGGUUCAGAGGCGAGUAUACUUCAGGGUACGAAAUCGAGACAGUGGAGCAUAUUUGACACUGACUGGGGAACUCAGUGAUAUAAAGAUGAUUCGAGCACAGGCUCUAGAGGGUACAGGAAUGGAUGAUCAAGUCUGGUUCUACCAGGAUGGCUACAUCAAAAGCAAGAUAGCAGAAGAUUGCUGCCUGGAUACAGCCAGCAGCUUGAUCGGUGCUGGUUCCAGGCUGGGCGUUUCAGUACUCCACAGUAAAGAGAUUCAUAUCUGGAGUAUCAGUUCAGACGGAGUCAUAUGGAGCAAUGCUAGGACUGGGCUGGUUAUUGAUAUUAAAGGUAAGAGAUGGUCUAUUCUCUAAUUCUCUGCUGUAUUGCCGAUGCAAAUACAUGUUUACCCUACAAUUACAGCUAGUUUUAUAGCAAUGCAAAUAAAACUCUACACCAAGAAUGCUGGAGUGUUCUCCCUGCCAUCCCAUGCACACUACUCCUGCUGUCGGCA